AUGGAAGAUUCCCACAAGAGUAACUCUUCAGAGACUGCACCUCAGCCAGGUCCAACAGUUCAAGAAGCGCAUAUUUCUCAUAUUGCUCAACAGGUAUCAUCUUUAUCAGAAAGUGAGGAAUCUCAGGACUCAUCUGACAGCAUAGGCUCCUCACAGAAAACUCACGGGAUCCUAGCACAGCCCCCAUCUUACAGAAAAAUUUUGAAAGACGUCUUUUCUGAAGAUACUCGGGGUAGAAAAGGAGAUGGAGAAAACCCCAGAGUUUCUGCUGUGACUUCUAUGUCUGUUCCAACUCCCAUCUAUCAGACUAGCAGCGGACAGUACAUUGCCAUUGCACCAAAUGGAGCCUUACAGUUGGCCAGUCCAGGAGCAGAUGGAGUACAGGGACUGCAGGCAUUAACCAUGACAAAUUCAGGCAGUACUCAGCAAGGCACUAUUCUCCAGUAUGCGCAGACCUCUGAUGUACAACAAAUACUUGUGCCCAGCAAGCAGGUGGUUGCAUCAGGAGAUAUGCAAACAUAUCAGAUCCGUACCACACCAGUUACUUCACUGCAACAGACUGUGGUGAUGACAUUUCCUGUGACUCUUACGUCUCAGACAGCUAAGACAGAUGACCCCCAACUGAAAAGAGAAAUAAGGUUGAUGAAAAACAGAGAAGCUGCUCGAGAAUGUAGCAGGAAGAAGAAGGAAUAUGUGAAAUGCCUGGAACAUGGAGUUGCAGUCCUGGAAAAUCAAAAUAAAACUCUAAUAGAAGAGUUAAAAACUUUGAAGGAUCUUUAUUCUAAUAAAAGUGUUUGA
Castor canadensis (American beaver) is the source of this 798-nucleotide messenger RNA. RefSeq names its product cyclic AMP-dependent transcription factor ATF-1-like. Gene Ontology annotation, biological process: regulation of transcription by RNA polymerase II. Gene Ontology annotation, molecular function: protein binding; DNA-binding transcription factor activity, RNA polymerase II-specific; RNA polymerase II cis-regulatory region sequence-specific DNA binding. The record is from RefSeq and is a predicted model, not a curated record. Gene Ontology annotation, cellular component: ATF4-CREB1 transcription factor complex; nucleus. NCBI's taxonomy places the organism in Eukaryota, Metazoa, Chordata, Mammalia, Rodentia, Castoridae.